Messenger RNA from Brassica oleracea var. oleracea, 1467 nucleotides. RefSeq names its product sedoheptulose-1,7-bisphosphatase, chloroplastic. Gene Ontology annotation, biological process: fructose 1,6-bisphosphate metabolic process; gluconeogenesis; fructose metabolic process. Gene Ontology annotation, cellular component: cytoplasm. NCBI's taxonomy places the organism in Eukaryota, Viridiplantae, Streptophyta, Magnoliopsida, Brassicales, Brassicaceae. The coding region runs from base 130 to 1317 and encodes 395 amino acids. Gene Ontology annotation, molecular function: fructose 1,6-bisphosphate 1-phosphatase activity. The transcript is spliced from 7 exons. The record is from RefSeq and is a predicted model, not a curated record.
AAUAAAUGAUCGCUUUAUCUUCUCCUAUAUACACCACUUGAGUUUGAUCUUUUGUCCCCACCAUUAUCCUCUGUAGAGAGCUCAUCUUCUUCUUUGAUCAACCUCAAACUUCAGAAACAUAAUUAAGCCAUGGAGACCAGCGUCACAUGCUACUCACGUGGGAUCAUCCUCCCAAGCGUCUCUUCUCAACGAUCAUCUACAUUGGUUUCUCCUCCUCCUUUCUUCUCCGCAUCAUCCAGCUUCAAGCAGCGUCUGAAGUCUAGCUCAAUCUUCGGAGAUUCACUAAGAGUAGCACCAAGAUCGCAAUUGAAAGCCACCAAGGCCAAGAACAAUGGUGGUUCGACUGUGACCAAAUGUGAGAUUGGUCAAAGCUUGGAAGAGUUUUUGAGAGAAGCAACGCCUGACAAGGGAUUGAGAACUUUGCUGAUGUGUAUGGGAGAAGCGUUGAGGACAAUAGCUUUCAAAGUUAGGACAGCUUCUUGUGGUGGAACAGCUUGUGUUAAUUCCUUCGGCGAUGAACAACUCGCUGUCGAUAUGCUCGCCGAUAAGCUUCUCUUUGAGGCUUUGCAAUACUCGCAUGUGUGUAAAUACGCUUGCUCUGAAGAAGUACCUGAGCUUCAAGACAUGGGAGGUCCAGUGGAAGGUGGGUUUAGCGUAGCAUUUGAUCCAUUGGAUGGAUCGAGUAUUGUGGAUACAAACUUCACUGUGGGAACCAUAUUUGGGGUUUGGCCUGGUGACAAGUUAACUGGAGUCACGGGAGGAGAUCAAGUGGCUGCAGCUAUGGGUAUCUAUGGUCCAAGAACCACUUAUGUAUUGGCUGUUAAAGGGUUUCCAGGAACUCAUGAGUUCUUGCUUCUUGAUGAAGGUAAAUGGCAGCAUGUUAAGGAGACAACAGAGAUUAAUGAAGGGAAAAUGUUCUCACCAGGAAACUUGAGAGCCACGUUUGACAAUUCUGAAUACAGCAAGCUGAUUGAUUACUACGUGAAAGAGAAGUACACAUUGAGAUAUACAGGAGGAAUGGUUCCUGACGUUAACCAGAUUAUUGUGAAGGAGAAAGGAAUCUUCACAAACGUGACUUCUCCUACGGCUAAGGCAAAGUUGAGACUCUUGUUCGAAGUGGCUCCUUUAGGCCUACUCAUUGAGAAUGCUGGUGGAUUCAGCAGUGAUGGAUACAACUCUGUGCUUGACAAGACCAUCGUCAACCUCGACGAUAGAACUCAAGUUGCUUAUGGCUCAAAGAACGAGAUCAUCCGCUUCGAAGAAACCCUUUACGGAACAUCAAGACUCAAGAAUGUUCCCAUUGGAGCUAAUGCUUAGAAACUUUUUAUAAUAAAACUGAAAGCAUGUUAAUUUUCCAUAAGCGGGAUGAUUUUUUUUCUUUCUAUUGGGUUAUAUGAGAAGCAACAAAACUAUUACCAACAGUUGUUAAGUCUUUUCCCUUAAGAACAUAUUGUCGUUGUUUGCGCU